AUGCAUAAUGAUGAGAAGAAGCUGAAAUUUGAACAAUGUAUUGAGCAACAGUUUGAGGAGUAUUACAAUACUCUAGGUCCUAACAUACUUCCCUCAUCAUCAAACAAGCAUGGGCUUGUUGACGGAAACUAUGAAGGUUAUAAAACUCCAAUCCGUAGCCCCAAGUCCCCGAAAAUCAUCUCUGAUUACCCUCCCAGUUAUUCAUAUCGAUAUGGUUUCAUUGAGAUGUGCAAUGUUGUGGCUUGGGAAGAAGAAGUACUAGAAGGAAGCUUAACAGUACUCAAAAGUAUCGGUGAGGAAGCAAUUGUGCAGCAUGCACAUACGUUGGUGGUCAACAUUUCUGCAAUUGGCUAA
Molecule: messenger RNA, 354 nt
Organism: Prunus armeniaca (apricot)
Lineage: Eukaryota; Viridiplantae; Streptophyta; Magnoliopsida; Rosales; Rosaceae
Source: the annotation of a GenBank genome assembly